UCGUUCAACAGUAAUCAACAGUUAACCAGAAUCAGACUUAAGGGUUCUGUAUAUCUCAUUCUUGACGCGCCAAUGGUCCACUGCACUUGACCUCCCUUCAUCCUUUUUGCCGAUCUCAGAAACACCCCCGCAUACACCGUCAAAACUUCCGGUAGCAAUUUCCAGUCAUGAACCAGCCCAUCGUCCAGGGCGCUUUACCCAUCCUGUCCAAUGUCCUCGGCAACAACACCGUCGCAGGUCUUAUGGCCGUUAUCAACAUGGCCCUCAACACUGUCACGUCCGCGACCGCUGCUGUCAAUGGCUACAACAGUUACUCUGGAGAGCGAACGUACUUUGGACAAAAACAAGGUGACAACCAGGGCCAGCACUUCGAGUCGGCUUUCAUGUCUGCACUUUCCAUGGUCUUCUCGGCCAUCAACUCGACCUUUGCUUCAUUGACGGCAUCUCAGACCCCCUUGACGACAUAUAUCCUCCUUGCCUUGCUGUCGUAUGUGGCUUUCAGGAUCGUAUACGGAAUUGUUUCGUGGGUCGUGCGCUCGGUGUUGAAUCUCAUCAAGAUCUCGAUCAUCAUCACGGUUAUUACAAGCAUUAUCUGGUUCGUAAUCAAUGUAACCAGCGGAGGCGAAGGAGGAACGGGCUCAGACGCAUACGGCACAGGACAGCAACGUCAACAUCAGGAUCCCAUCUCGCAGGUGCUCCACAGUCUCCAGAGCAAGUUCAAGGCGGAAUUUGAACGACAGCGGCAAUAUCUCCAGAACCCACACGUUUAUUAGCUGCCAUGAUCCACACUUUUUGUCUUACGUGUCUGCGCGCAAUUGAAUAAGAUCACUAUUUUGUCACA
Gamsiella multidivaricata is the source of this 841-nucleotide messenger RNA. RefSeq lists its product as uncharacterized. NCBI's taxonomy places the organism in Eukaryota, Fungi, Mortierellomycota, Mortierellomycetes, Mortierellales, Mortierellaceae. The transcript has a single exon. The record is from RefSeq and is a predicted model, not a curated record. Bases 168 to 773 code for a protein of 201 amino acids.